UUUUUUCAAGUGAUAUAACAAACUCGCGCGCAGUUCUCGUCGUGACACCGGCCUGUUCGGACGUUUCCUACCGGAGCAAGGGCCUCAGCGAGUUGUGCGAUAACGCCGUACGGCCUUAGUGUAGAGAAGUGAAAGUUAAACCGCGUGUGUACUCUUUUCUGUGAUUGUGCGUGUUUUAGUAUGCUUGUAAUCUACUGUACUUGAUAUACAACAUCGUAGAAGAACGAAUAUGGAUCCCACACUACAAGAUCAACCAGUUCUUCAAGUCUGCCACCAACCAACCGAACUACGCACAAGCAUCUCAAGAGCAGUUAGACGAGAAGAUUAAUCUGAGCGCAGCUGGAAUUGCCAUUCAGAACAGUUCAUCUCCUGUUUGA
Gryllus bimaculatus (two-spotted cricket) is the source of this 377-nucleotide messenger RNA. The record is from the annotation of a GenBank genome assembly. Lineage: Eukaryota; Metazoa; Arthropoda; Insecta; Orthoptera; Gryllidae.